AUGGCCUCCAACGACUAUUAUCAUCACAACAACUCAUCUCACUCAUCAAGCCAACCACGAUAUGCUGCUAUGCCAAGUGCCUCUGUCGUGGCUGCCAUUUUGCCAGAAGCUUCCUCUUCUUCAACAUCAAGACGACGAAAAUCUAAAGGUAAAUAUGCUGGGUCUCAUCACUAUACUAGGGACGAUGUUUAUGGGGUAUCCAUCGAAAAGAAGAUUCUUCGCAACAUCAAAUCCAAGUUUAGUCAUAGACCCUCCUAUGAGUUCCAACCAAGCUUUCAAGAUGCCGCAACUUUCAACAGUAGUUUAUAUUCUUCCUCAGGUUUCUCAGGAUUUUCUGCGACAGCAGACAAUUCUAGUAGCACUAGUGGUAGAGGCAGCAGCAGUUCAUAUACAAGUCAUUACCCCCCAGAAUCCAAUUACACUCACUUGGAUCCUUUGCAACUUCGUGAACAACGUCGCAAACAGAAUCAAGAAAGAAGUAGUCUUUCCGUUGCUGUUGUCAGCGAUGAUUCAGAAUCUGAUCCUGAUGAUCCAACAAAAAGAUCUAAUGCAGAUCUGGCUGCUAUCAAUAACCCUUACUCCUUUAAACCGUUGGCACCUGUAGCCUCACACCACAGAUUGCGCCCAAAGAAUAGCGCCGCAACCUUUAGUGAACUAGUCACACAGCCUGCAUCUAUAAGCACCAAGGCUGUAAGGUCCAAUUCUUCUCCCAAUCCACCACGCGUAAAGUUUGUGACUUUUCAAAACACCUCAGACCCAACAAUCGCUACUACAAGCACUGUAACUAAACAGCCGCAUCACAGCACUGUAUUGCCUAAAAAGUCUGCACUCAAAUCUUCAUCUUCAUCUUCCUCUUCUCACCAUUCUCGCAACCAUAUGACUUCUACCCAAGUCCCCAGCAAUUCCCAAGAAGGAGCCACUUCUUCUUCUUCUUCUUCUUCUUCUGCUCCUGCUCCUGCUCCUGCUCCUACUUCCAAGGAUCAAGAUGCUCAUAUUAGAUACUCAACUUAUGGCUUGUAUAUUAAGAAGGGUAGCCAUCAUGGCUCAAGCACUGAUCUUUCUGCAACCAAUAACAAUAACCAACCUUCACAACAGCCUCGCUCAUUAUCUCAUUCUCCUUCAAGAGCCCAGGCAAUGUUGAAUGACCAGCAACAGCAGCAACUACAACGUCUUCAUAAACGCUCUGAGGCUGAUCUUAAUCCGCAGAUAAGACACAAAAGAAGUCACCGCAACCUACAUAAGUCAAAAUCAUCUUCUUCUAUAAGUAAUGCUUCAUCUGUCUUGGGACAGGGUACCUUGCCUAUUCCACAGUCUAUUUACGAUACUACUACUACUACUACUACUACUUAUAACACUGGAAAUCCAACCUAUUAUUAUCCUCAGCAGCACCAGCAAAGCCAACAACAACAAAUUUAUGGCCAGCGUAUGAUUUCAAUGGUUGGACCUAAAGGUAGUAGUCCUGCACCUCCAGAUACAUUCACCCAGAUGAAUAUCUAUAUGGCUGAGAUUAUGGGAGGUCCUCAUGUACAUAACGUUGGCACAGAGAUCAAGUUUUUGACUUGGACCUUUGUUAUUUUGGCCUUGUAUGUUUCUUUCAAGUUUCUUUUUGGCAUGGUUCGCUCUUGGAUUCAACCUCUAAUCCAGAUUGCUUUGAUAAUUACAGUUAUUGUUAAACUUUUUGGUUUGGCUGGAGGUUCCAAUAACAAUUCCAUCAGACAAAAUGAAGGUAAUAUACAUCCAGCAGUGGGGUAUUACCCUCAAAAUGCUCAAGACUACCAUCAAUAUGCAAUGAAUUCCAAAAGGCCUCCCAAUAAUUCUUAUCCUCCUUACACAAACUAA
Molecule: messenger RNA, 1839 nt
Organism: Magnusiomyces paraingens
Lineage: Eukaryota; Fungi; Ascomycota; Dipodascomycetes; Dipodascales; Dipodascaceae
Exons: 1
Coding region: 1-1839 (612 amino acids)
Source: RefSeq, a predicted model, not a curated record